AUGGAUCCCUCCGCGGCGAGGCAGCUCAGGCGGGUCCGCACGCUGGGCCGCGGUGCGUCGGGGGCCGUCGUGUGGUUGGCCUCCGACGACGCCUCGGGGCAGCUCCUGGCCGUCAAGUCGGCGGCCGCCGCCGGCGGGGCGGCGGCGCAGCUGCGGCGCGAGGAGUCGCUGGUGCACGGGGACGUCAAGGCAAGGAACGUGGUGAUCGGCGGGGACGGCCGCGCCAGGCUGACGGACUUCGGGUGCGCGCGGCCCGUGCAGCCGUCGCCGUCGCGGCCGAUCGGCGGGACCCCGGCGUUCAUGGCGCCGGAGGUGGCGCGCGGCGAGGAACAGGGGCCGGCGGCCGACGUGUGGGCGGUCGCGUGCACCGUCAUCGAAAUGGCCACCGGCCGCGCGCCGUGGAGCGACGAGGACGACGUCUUCGCCGCCGUUCACAGGAUCGGCUACACGGACGCCGUCCCGGACCUGCCCGCGGGGCUCCGGCCCACGGCGGCGCGGCUACUGGAGCACCCGUUCCUCGCCUCGGCGUGCUGCGAUGCCAAGCCGUCCAAGCACGACUGGCCGUCCCCCAACAGCACACUCAAUGCGGCAUUCUGGGAGUCCGACGAGGACGAGGACGAGGAGGCCUCUGAGCGAGCGGUUGAAAGGAUCAGCUCAAUGGCGAGCCCCUGCUCCGGCUUCCUGGACUGGGAUGCCGACGAAGGUUGGACCGAAGUGCUCAGCGAGUGCUCCAAGGUCUCGGACGCGCCGGCUGCCACGGCAACGACCGGUGCUGCUUUUACCCCUAGGAUUGAAGCGUUGGAUGCCGCCGUGGUUGAUCUCCACGACGUCGUCGGCGUGGAAGAAGGCGCCAUUAGAUCUCCAACAUGCAACGUAGAAGCUAUAGAUGAUUCCAGCAAGUGCCAGAGACAUUCGUGUGUCAGUGCAGGAGGCAAUGUAGGAAGUUUUGGUGAAUUUUCUAGGUGCCAGAGCCAUGCCAGGGUGAGCGUAGGCAGCAACGUAGGGAUUGCUGGUGGCCUUGUCAAGUGCCAGAUACAUCCUAGGAUGAGCGUAGGCAGCAAUGUAGGAAUUGCUGCUGAUGUUGUCAAGUGGCAGAGACAUCUCAGGACCUCUCCUCCCAGCUCGUCCCCCCUCCCAUCUCCAGACCAGACGCAUAAAUCCCACACGCGCCGGACACCGGGGGGGCUCCAACCCGAUUCCCAUCCGCUUCCUCCCGCAAGCGAAUUCCUCUGCCCGGAGGCGCGACAAGACACCGGCUUUCCGAUCCCAGCCAUGGAGGCGACGAAGCAGCUGAGGCGGCUGCGCACGCUGGGCCGCGGCGCGUCGGGCGCCGUGGUGUGGCUGGCCUCCGACGAGGCCUCGGGCGAGCUGCUGGCGGUCAAGUCGGCGUGCGCCGCGGGGGCCGCGGCGCAGCUCCGCCGCGAGGGCCGCGUCCUGGAGGGCCUCUCCUCGCCGCACGUCGUGCCCUGCCUGGGCGCCCGCGCCGCGGCCGGCGGCGAGUACCAGCUCCUCCUCGAGUUCGCCCCCGGCGGGUCGCUCGCCGACGAGGCCGCCAGGAGCGCCGGGGGCCGCCUCGCGGAGCGCGACAUCCGGGCCUACGCCGGGGACGUGGCGCGCGGGCUGGCCUACCUCCACGGCCGCUCGCUCGUGCACGGGGACGUCAAGGCCCGGAACGUGGUCAUCGGCGCCGACGGCCGCGCCCGGCUCACCGACUUCGGCUGCGCCAGGUCCGCGGAGUCGGCGGGGCCCCUCGGCGGCACCCCGGCCUUCAUGGCGCCCGAGGUGGCGCGCGGGGAGGAGCAGGGCCCCGCCGCCGACGUCUGGGCGCUCGGGUGCACGAUCGUCGAGCUGGCCACGGGGCGCGCGCCCUGGAGCGACAUGGACGACCUCCUCGCCGCCGUCCACCGGAUCGGGUACACGGACGCCGUGCCGGAGGUGCCCGCGUGGCUGUCGGCGGAGGCCAAGGACUUCGUGGCCCGCUGCUUCGAGAGGCGCGCCAGCGCCCGGCCCACGGCCGCGCAGCUCCUCGCGCACCCGUUCGUCGCCGCGGCCCGCGGCCCGGACGCGCGGCCGGCCAAGCAGGAGCUCCCGUCCCCCAAGAGCACGCUGCACGACGCGUUCUGGGACUCGGACACCGAGGACGAGGCGGACGAGAUGUCGACGGGCGCGGCCGAGCGGAUCCGCGCAUUGGCGUGCGCCGCGUCCGCCCUCCCCGACUGGGACUCCGAGGAAGGCUGGAUCGACCUGCAGGACGGCCGCUCGGAAACCGCCGACGCCGCGCCGGCAGCGGCGGCGGGCUACUUCCUCUGGGCGGAACCAUCAGACGCGGAGCCCGAGCAGCUCUUCACCACCGCCGCCGCCGCAGAUGUCAGCGACCAUCCCCAUCUCCCCCUCAUUGCCGGAGUUACUGAGGCCGCCACCGCCAUUAGCCAGGGCAGUUACUGGCUCCAUGAAAACAAAAUCCCACUCGGGUUCGACCACGAAGGGGUCGGAAAGGUGGAACCCCACCGUGCUUGUAACAGGAACAGAGUAGAAAUGAAACGAAUUCCGCGCAAAAUAUCCCGUCCGAAAAUCACAGCGAUCUCGCUCAAAGUUUCCGUCUUUGGCAUCACCUGGUUGGCGCGCCCCGUCACGCCUCAAGGCCUUUUUCCGAUGGACGACGGCCGGUGUGUGGAAGUGCCCAAGUGGAACCGCGGUCUGUGGACACUGGACAGUGACAAGCGAGUGGACGGCGGCGGAGGUGGCUCUGAAGAUUCUCUAGAGGAGCCCGCGCAGAAUCCCGCUCGCAUCAUGGCCGGAUGCCCCUCCCUCUCCGCUGCUUGA
Panicum virgatum (switchgrass) is the source of this 2823-nucleotide messenger RNA. RefSeq lists its product as uncharacterized. Lineage: Eukaryota; Viridiplantae; Streptophyta; Magnoliopsida; Poales; Poaceae. Bases 1 to 2823 code for a protein of 940 amino acids. Gene Ontology annotation, biological process: protein phosphorylation. Gene Ontology annotation, molecular function: protein kinase activity; ATP binding. The transcript is spliced from 5 exons. The record is from RefSeq and is a predicted model, not a curated record.